CCCUUGGCCUCCCUGCCCCGUUAAUAAUUACAGUAUUCUAUUCUCUCUCUAGCAAACAAGUAGGAGUAAUUUUCCUCUUUCUUUAUUCUACUAGUCUAGGGAAAAAAAAAAAGUAGUCGAUCGAUCGAUCGAGAGGUUUAAUCUGUCCUCCCUCUCGCCGGUCGCCGCCCUCGUCCCCGCCGCCGCCGCCGCCGUUAGAUUGAAGCAGAGCUACAGGCAGGAGGGGCUUCUCCUCGCGCGCCGCCAUGGUGCUUGGCAACGUCGCCAUCCUCGUCGGCUCCGGAAUUCUUGGAUCAGUUCUUGUAGGUGGUGAUGCCAAACUCCCUAGUGCCGGGGAGGUACUUUCUGGUGCUGCCAAGUUUGUCAAGAAGCAUGGAAACGAAGGGAAAGAUACAUCGUCUAACACCGAUACACACACCGCUCAGCUAUUAUCUCAGGUCAACCAUCUCAGACAGGAGAUACAAUCUCUAGGAUCAAGGCCUGUUACAGUUGUCACCAAUGCUGCUAGAUCAGGACCUGGUACAUUUACUAUAACAGCGGUGGUUGUUGCUGGGGCUGUUGGCUACGCCUACAUUAAGUGGAAGGGCUGGAAACUUUCUGAUUUGAUGUUUGUCACGAAGCGUGGCUUAUCUGAUGCUUGCAAUGUAGUUGGCAGCCAAUUGGACAAGGUUUCAGAUGAUGUCACUUCUGCAAGGAAACAUCUCGCUGGAAGGAUUGAUCGUGUGGAUAUCAGUUUAGAUGAAACACAAGAAAUUAUUGAAGGGACAAGGGAUGAGGUCACAGUCAUCCAUGGGGAUCUGAGUGCUUUCCAAGAGGAUUUACAAUCAGUUAACCUUGUAGUUCGGAGUCUGGAAUCAAAGCUUGUGAGUCUGGAAUACACCCAGGAUCAUACGGCUAAUGGAAUAUCUGACUUGGUUGAGUUCACCCAGAAAGCCACUAUUCGCCAGGUCCCAGCAGCAUCCGUUCCUCCAGCUAUUGGAUCUUCAGAGCGAGUUGUUAGGAGGGUUUCUUCGUUGCCUCAAUCUACUGCUCUUCCAGCUCUGCCGACAACCGCACCUGCAGCUGAACCAUCACCUAGGGCAGAGGUGCCACAGGAGGAACAGUGGGGUUUUGUGAGCAAAGCAUCAUCUAGUAGGGAAGGAUUAGGGCGUUUGCAGCAGCAGCGGAGUGUUGUGACCAGAACGUCGUCUAUGAGGGAAGGAUCUCCUGAAUCUUCAAAUGGAGCCUCAUCCUCAACUGGAGCAAGCACAGGAAGGAACACAAGCACAGGAACAAACACAAGCACGGGCAGAUUUGGUGGGCUGAGGCUUCCUGGACUUGGGUUUCUUGCAAGUUCGACGAGUUAGUUGAUGAGGUGUUUUUAUUUAAGUUAAAAGAUGGUGCUGCCAGGAGCUCUCCAUUGCUUUGCUUGUAGUUUUAGGUUGUACAGUAGGAGAGAAGAGAUAACAGUAGCAGUGAUGUGAUGGAACAACACAUAUACGUGCGGGGCUGGGCUCGUUUGUUCUUGAGGAGGCCAAAUUUUUGUAGAAAAAAGAGAGGAAAACAUGUGCACCUAUGUAUCUAUCUAUCUAUAGCCAUGAAUGCAUCAUCCAGGGCAACACCUUGGUCUUUGAUGUCGAGAUUUUUAACUUAAAAUGCCAAGAGUACUAGUACUUGGUUAAUUAAUUUUAUGAAGACGAGUCAACUGGUUGGUUGCCUUUGUUACUA
This is a messenger RNA of Oryza sativa Japonica Group (Japanese rice), 1707 nucleotides long. RefSeq lists its product as uncharacterized. The record is from RefSeq and is a predicted model, not a curated record. NCBI's taxonomy places the organism in Eukaryota, Viridiplantae, Streptophyta, Magnoliopsida, Poales, Poaceae.